Molecule: messenger RNA, 4666 nt
Organism: Dermacentor andersoni
Lineage: Eukaryota; Metazoa; Arthropoda; Arachnida; Ixodida; Ixodidae
Product: cadherin-like and PC-esterase domain-containing protein 1
Biological process (GO): protein modification process
Source: RefSeq, a predicted model, not a curated record
GCAGACGGAGCAGCCGGAGCGGCGAGUGUCUCUCUCCAGCGCCUCUCUUGGAGGCUGUUCUUCGGCGACCGCUGCCGCUCCGGUGGGGGGGCUUCGAACGGGAGCUUUUCCUCGCUCGAGUUGGCGGCGUCGCCUCUGAUUCGUGGCCUGUGAUUUUCGCGCCUCUGCGGUCCGGAGGUUGCGGCGGGGUGGAUCGUCGUCCCGGCUGGGAAAUCUGGGAGCAACUCGCGCUCCUUGCGUCGACGGACGGGGCUGGCGAGGCGUGACUCAACCAAGCGGUGACUUCGACGCCGAGACAAGACAAAAUAAGUUUGGCGGCUUUUUCUUACAACUUAGAUUACGGCGUAGUAGCUGGCAGUCUACAUGAAGCCGAAAGCAAAAAUGAAACUGAUGCUGGGAAGAGGUGUCGCAUGCAUUCCGCGGCUGCGGUCAGUGCAGGAACUGACCCUGCUGCUCUCCCUCUGCGUCCUGGGGUCGGUUUUCUUAAGCUACCAACUGGGGUCCAUCAUCAGCGGCGUCGGCCGAGAAAGGCGCCCUACUGGUGGUCCCACCAUCGAUGCCAGGUAUGCAUGCGGCUUCGAUGGAUUGUCCAGCGUCACACCCGGUGAAGCCUCGUCGGAGCAAGACUACCUCAAGACGAGCGACGUUCUCCUGCAAGCACUAAAAAGCGUCGAAGCGGAUGAUCUGCUCGGCUCCCUAUUCACAAAAGUUGUCCUGGUGGGCGACUCGUCGGACCAGGCUCGGCGCUACCUGAAGGCGUUCGAAGCGCACGGAGUUCAGACCGAGAUCUACACGACGGCCGGCAGAGCGGAACAAGCCAAAUGCGACAGCUUGGCGCUCUGGAUCUGCCUCGGGCCGUGCGGACAGUUCAGGAGGAAGUGUCCUGCAGAAAAGCGAAGGAAGGUGAAUCACAUCGAAUUGCUCAGCGAACAGCUGGGAGAGCGAGACGCGCUCUGCAACACACUCAGCACCCUCAGGAGACACAGCGUGGACAAUCAACGGCACUGGUCAGCGCUACCCCUGUGCUUCGUGCUGCCCGAGCAGACGCAGCAGCUCACCGACGUGGCCGGCGCCCUGGGGCUUACGCACGCCGAUUCUUCAUCGUCCAGCUGGCUCAUCAAGCCCGUUGGUCCACAGGACAGGCGCAGGCAUCGGUCCAAGCAGGUCUCCACGGCGGCGCUCGCCGACUCGGAUUUGCUCCACAAAACGCUCUCACCACUGCUCGAGCAAGGUCGAGUGGUGGCGCAGCAGACGCUGCUACGGCCAUUGCUAGCAUCAAACGGCCGGUCGGUCCUGGUAAGGGUCUUCGCACUGGUCACAUCGAUGGUACCGCUACGGGCCUACGUUCACCAGGCGGGAACCGCUUUCCAAGGAACUGCACAGGGCGCAUGGACGAGCGACACCAAGAUUCGGAUGAGCGGGAAGUCCAUGCCCCUGAAGCAGCUGUGGCAUCAACUGGACCAAUUGUACGGGAGCUCGAGUGGGGAACAGCUGUGGUCGCAGAUAAAGGGACAGGUCGCUGCACUGCUGGUAGCUGCUGAGUACGAAAUUCUUUCUCGGAGCACUGCACUGAACAGUAGCCACAACUUUGGGGGCGCAAUUGGUAGACCGGCCGGCUUCCAACUGCUGAGUUUCGAGUUCGCAUUGAACGCCACCCUCCAGCCAUUCCUGUGGAAUGUCAACGUGAAGCCACAUUUUCUAGCUUCGCGUAGCACCGCCAUGGAUGCAGUCAAGUCUCAGAUCCUGGCCGACGUGGCUCGCAUCCUGACGACUGCUCACCAAGUGGCUGCGCAAGUCGCACUGGCGCUGCGUGCUUCUGACGCCAGCAUAGGCCUCAUGUGCCAUUUCUGUCGCCUUUCGCAUGACAUCUGCCUCACAGAAAGCGACUUAAGCUAUCUGCUACAGUCGCGGAGAGAAAGACUGUCCAGGGGAAUGUUCGUGCAGAUCUACCCAUCACUAAAGGGCACUCAAUUGAGCGAACUUCUGUCUUCCCUCGACCAGAAGAUCCAGAAAGAAGCCCUCUCCUCAGCAGCAGCCCAACAGUCCGGCGUAUUCGAUGUCAGCAAGCAGCACCAGACGGCACAAAUGCACAGGCUCCUUCUCGACAUGGAAAAAUUCUACUCCAAAAUGGACGACGAUGAGAGCAAAAGCAGGAGCGGCCCGGCUAACAGUGAAAGGCAAAUAAGGGAACAGGAACUACGCGAGGUGCUUAAUCGUAACUUUGUGUACGAGGAAGAAGAAAUCGAUUGUUUGCAAGACCCGACGGCACUGCCGUACUUACGCCUGCUUCGCGUCAGCCCGGAGCAGACCUUGUCGCCCACUUUCCAUCCCAACAAGACGGAAUACCAUAUAGACGUGCCCUACGAGCAGAUGACCGUGGAAGUCCGCGCUAGAGCCCUCUACUGUCAUGCAGAGGCUCGCCUCGACGACAGACUGGGACCGGCCAGGCCUGUGAAUUACACGCUGGGCCUCGGUUACAACCGGAUCAGCGUGGUGGUGGUGGACAUCAGGCACGCCGAAGCCCGUGUCGCUAACGCGUACGUGCUGAGUGUCUUCAGGCGUGAGCGUACCUCGAUACACGAAGCACUUCAUCCACACAUCGCCGGUCGCUAUGCAGUCUGCAGCCUCAAGCAGAGCUGCGAGCUUGUGAUUUACCCGAAGGAGCCGUGCGGGCUCCAUCUGGAGAAGGCCGAAGAAUCGUGGACGUCAAUGACCCAGAGACUGCAAGCUCUCGAUAUCUGUCGUUCAGGGCACGAAGACGGACGGUGGCUGUUGCCUUGCACCAACUGCGCAAGCUCGGAUUCGUGUAUUUGGAGUAUGGCGCGAUGGGCACCCUUAAAGUGUCGCUAUCCCGAAGUGUCCAACACCUUUCUGAAGACCUGUCUGGAAGGAAAGAAGCAGCUGCUGUUCCUGGGAGACUCGACGAACCGCGGUAUCAUGUACUACGUGCUGAUGCGUCUCAACGGCACGCUGGGCGAGUGGCACAGGAGCCACGGCAUCGCGUUGCAUGCACAGCGGCUGAACGGAGGUCGCACCGCGGCGGGCUUCGCCUACUACCCGCAGUUCUGGCUGCCGCCGAACCGGCGUCCCACGCUGGCCCGAACACUGAACCAACUGGUUGACAGCAUGCCGUCACUGGAGAACAGCGAGAGAACAGUUCUGGUCGUCGGUGGAGUGCAGUGGCUCAACCUCAAGCAGCUGUCAUCACUGACGACGACUCUGAAAGGACUCGGCCUGGACAAAGCGAAGAUUAUAAUAAAGACAUUCGGAUCUGGCUUCCACCAACGGACAGAUGGUGUUCACCGGAACAGCGUGAGAAGCCAGCAAAUCCUGGGCCAGACCAACCACGAUAUCAUCCGCCAAGCAAGCCAGCUUGGCCUAGAAGUGGUCGACACGUUUAACAUGACCACGGCGAGGUUCAAGGACUUCAUGCAAGGGAACUGCGCCUGCCACUUCCACAAGGUUGUCAGCGACUCCCUGACGACAUAUCGCGUCGAGGGUCCCGUGAACCAGGCUUACAGCGACAUUCUGUUGAGCCGCCUGUGCCAGGGACACAGGACAACGCCGGCGUGAACAAUGCUUACGUCACGUCGAGGCUAUACGAAGAAGAUACCACGUCUUUCAAGAAUAAUAUAAGCUCGCGACAGCGCGGGCUCUCCAGUGACACAAAGUGUGCAGUGCUUCAAAGUGUGUGGUGCUAAAGACGCAAGAACGUGUAAAGAAAGAAAGCCGGAUAACGGAGAAUAGCUAUGCAUGAAAUCAUCUGGAAGACGACAACGGUCAGCUGAUUUGCACAGCACGCAGCAAUAAUAACCCCCAAUCAUGGCUUCAUGUCCAUUUGAGCUUGAAGUGGUUGCAUCGCUCCUAAAACUUCGAUAUUGCAGUUUUUGCCUCAUCAUCGUGGUCAUAACCAUGUUCAGCUUAGUUAAUUUCACGGCAUGAAGAAAGGGUUCCUGCAUUAGCCCUGUCCACGCAUCUCAUUACCCCUGUCCUGCAAGAACUUAACACGCUUUAAGCAGGCAUGUUUCCAUAUUCCAUCACUCCAUCUAUUUCACGCAGCAUCUUGUGCUUUCAUCCCCAUGGCACCCAUUCUGCCACUUGCGGACUGCCGGUUAUCUGCCUACGCAUUACACGACCUGCUCGACAACACAAAUUCCUCUUUAUCUUGACUAGAACAGUCACUGACUUGUUUUUUAUCUACUAUAUACCAGUCUAUUCAUGUGUCCUGACGUUACGCCUACCAUUUUCCUUUCAAUCGCUCGUAGAGCGGUCCUUAGAAGCUUUCGGAAGUACGUAUUUUUUUUUAUUGUUUAAACAUAAUCUGGUGCCUCCAGGUGGCAGCGGUUACUCUUGACUGACUUGACGGAUGUGUACAAACGAUGCAGAUAUUACGAGUAACGAUAUGAGAGAUAUAAUACAGUGACAUAGUCCUAAAGGCCAUACAUGCACGUACAAAGACACCUACGUAAAAAAAGCGUUCUUCGGCUAUUCACAAAAUACAAAUGUGCCUGUGAAGGUCAAAUGAAGUCCUUCAUAAGGGCGCCGAAUUCAAAACGCUAUACGCUUGGGAACGCGCACACAAGAGCUAUGGAAACACGAGAUGAAGAAUAUGUACGAUUCCAAUGGAAAAGGAAUACAUUCACAAAUAAAACUUUGCUUUCAUGUA